UCAGCAAUCAAAAAACUAGUCCUUUCUCUCGCUCUUUCUAUCCACAUGACCGUAUCAAACAAAUCACUUUCUUUCUCGCCUAUCAUCUCUAGUCAAAAUUUACUCCUUUCUUGCUUUCUUUGUUUCUUUUUAACCUUUUCUUUGCUCGCCCCUUUUAUAUAUCCUCACCCAUCUUCCUCUCAGCUUCUCAACUACAAGAAAAGGGCACUUGGGCCUCGUUUUAAUUCUCUACGCUUUCUGUUCUUCUUGCAACUGAUCUUGUGAUCCCAUUAGCUUUUUCAGCUCUUUUCAUCUUUAUAACUCAACAUUCUUCUCUUUCUCUUUUAAGCCCAACUUUCAUGUUUGUUGCUUUUAAUUCGGCUUAUCAGAGCUUUAUCUUAGCCUUCUUUUUCACUUCCUUCUCCCACAUAGCAAUAGCUCUGUUUAAUAUCUUCUAUCCAAAGCCUGGGUACAAGCCACAGCUGUAGCUGUUUCGAAGUAUAUCAGUAGUUUGAACUUGUCCUUGGCUGCAUUUUUCUAAAUGGAAAAGCAUACUCUCAUCGGUGAACUAACACAAGGGAAGGAGCUCACGGAACAGCUCAAACACCAUCUUAACCCUGCAUCGUCACUUCAAACUCGUGAAUUCCUUGUUGGAAAGAUAAUUUCUUCUUAUGAGAAAGCACUUUCUUUGCUGAAUUGUGGUGCUAGUUUUGAUGUUCACCAUAACCCCAAUAUUUGCAUAUCAGAAUCGAUGCACCCAAUUCAUAAGCGUAGCCCGAGAAGUGAAAUCCCUGAUGAAGACUGCAAAGACCAAGCUCAGAAAAAUGUAUUCAAGAAAAGAAAGACACAGCAAAGAUGUACAGAACAAGUGAAGGUGUGUUCAGGAACAGGACUAGAUGGUCCGCUUGAUGAUGGUUAUAGCUGGAGGAAAUAUGGUCAAAAAGAUAUUCUUGGAGCUAAAUUUCCAAGGGGAUAUUAUAGAUGCACUCACCGUCACUCGCAAGGUUGUUUGGCGAUAAAGCAAGUACAAAGAUCAGACGAGAACCCUUCAAUUUUUGAAGUGACCUAUCGACGAAGGCAUACGUGCGUCCAAGCUUCGCACUCAGCAAUGUCUAAUGACAACCCUAAACAGAACCAAGGACAUCCUCAGCUACAACAAGAAAAGCCACAUAAUAAAGAGAAGCCAAUACCAACAACAAUGGAGGAGUUCCUUAACUCGGAAGGACUUAUAGUUAAAACUGAGAAUUUGGAUACUGGGGAGGAAAUCUUUCCAUCCUUUUCCUUCCUGGAUGCAUUGAUCGACAAACAUAAUGAAGAAAACAGUUUCGUGGGCAGCCUUUCUCCGACAUUUAUAUCUCCAGCGACUUCCGAGUCCAACUAUUUCUCGACGUCGUCUUGCCAGUUUGACACCCUAGGAAUAGGCUACAAUGUGCAGACUCCAGAGUCGGAACUCACGGAGAUAGGCUCGGUUCCGACUUCGGUCACUAAUUCUCCAAUAGGGGAUUUUGACUUCUCUAACAUGGAUCUCGAAACCAGUUUCCAAUUUGGCAACUUGGAGUUGGAAUUCCUUGCUUAGGAGUGUUAGCCACAUACUGCAUUAAACGUAUCAAUAUAGCCUUAGAAAGGGGGAUAGAGUAGAAAUUUUCCAGCUGAUUAGGUAGCUGAAUUUUGGAAAUAAUGUGUAGCCUGUUAGUCCAUUUUUCCUGUUUCUUUCUUUUCUUUCCUCACUCAACUUAUUGGUUAUUUCAAGAUGCUGCAGUGUUGUAAUUAUUGUUUUACCUGUUUCUUAAUCUUGAAUGUAUUCAUAAUCUCAUGCGAUUCAUUCUCAA
Ricinus communis (castor bean) is the source of this 1808-nucleotide messenger RNA. Its product is annotated as probable WRKY transcription factor 46. The coding region runs from base 521 to 1555 and encodes 344 amino acids. The transcript has 3 exons. Gene Ontology annotation, molecular function: DNA-binding transcription factor activity; transcription cis-regulatory region binding. Gene Ontology annotation, biological process: regulation of DNA-templated transcription. The record is from RefSeq and is a predicted model, not a curated record. Gene Ontology annotation, cellular component: nucleus. Lineage: Eukaryota; Viridiplantae; Streptophyta; Magnoliopsida; Malpighiales; Euphorbiaceae.